GAAACCGAGAAGCUGUUGCUCGAAGAAGAGCAAUUGCAAAAGAGAAUUGACGCGGGCGACGAAUCCGAUGAGGUAGCCGCCCGAAUCAAUGUCAUCUUUGAAGAGCUGCAUCUCCGCGGGUCUGACUCUGCCGAGAGUAAGGUGGGUUUGACCACACUAUACAUUUGA
Sphaeroforma arctica JP610 is the source of this 168-nucleotide messenger RNA. RefSeq lists its product as hypothetical. The annotation marks the transcript as partial. The transcript has a single exon. NCBI's taxonomy places the organism in Eukaryota, Ichthyosporea, Ichthyophonida. The record is from RefSeq and is a predicted model, not a curated record.